UAUGNCUUUCCCCCUCUCAAGUAUCUCAUGUAUACGCCUUCGUUCCACUCUCUGCAUCACACUCAAUUUCGAACCAACUACUCCCUCUUCAUGCCAUUUUAUGAUUUUAUCUAUGGAACGACGGACAAAUCCUCAGACUCGCUAUAUGAAAGUUCACUUGAUAGAAAAGAGGACAAAGCUGAUGUAGUUCAUCUAACGCAUCUAACUACCCCUGAAUCCAUAUAUUAUAUGCGUCUAGGAUUUGCAUCCCUGGCCUCUAAGCCUCACAGUUCGACGUGGUACCUUUGGUUAAUAUGGCCUGUGACACUUUGGUCGACGAUGGUAACUCGGAUUUAUGGACGCACAUUUACGGUUGAGAGAAAUGUCUUCAAACAUCUAAAGUUACAAACAUGGGCCAUUCCAAAAUAUAAGAUCCAGUAUUACAUGAAAUCGCAAAGAGAAUCAAUCAAUAGUUUGAUUGAGGAUGCGAUACUGGCAGCUGAUGAAAAGGGCAUUAAGGUGUUGAGCCUUGGUCUACUGAAUCAAGAAGAAGAACUAAACGGAAUUGGAGAGCUUUUUGUAAGAAGACACCCCAAGCUAAAAGUCAAGCUGGUAGAUGGAAGCAGUUUAGCUGUUGCUGUUGUCCUGAAUAGCAUUCCAAAAGGAACAACCCAGGUGGUCUUUCGUGGAAAUCUGUCGAAGGUUGCUUACUCCAUUGCCCUUGCUUUAUGCCAAAGGGAAAUACAGGUAAACGUAAUACGUGAGGAUGAGUACAACAAGCUUAAAGCAAGGCUCAGCACUGAGGCUGUAAAAAAUUUGGUCCUGUCUAAAAGCAAUGCUCCAAAGAUAUGGAUAGUAGGAGAUGGACUGAGUAAGGUUGAACAAUUAAGGGCAUCAAAAGGAACAGUAUUCAUUCCAUUCUCACAAUUUCCACCGAAGAAAUGGCGCAAAGACUGUUUCUACAACAAUAUACCAGCGAUGUUGGCUCCUAAGCAUCUUCAAAAUGUUGACUCUUGCGAGAAUUGGUUGCCAAGAAGGGUAAUGAGCGUAUGGCGUAUAGCGGGAAUAUUGCAUGCUUUGGAAGAUUGGAACGUGCACGAGUGUGGAAAAAUGAUGUUCGACGUUGAUAAAAUCUGGCAAGCCAGUCUUGUCCACGGUUUCAGUCCUAUUAUGAUGUCCACGUCCACCGACUCAAAGCCAUAUUAGACUAAAUUAUGAACUCUGAGUUCAAGUGCUGGGAACUUUGGAUGUGUAUAUGAUGGAAAGAAUGUGGAAUAAAAUGGAACAGCAAUUUGACAGGAGAGUGAAAAUAUAUGUAUCAUUUCGUGUGCUUAAGUGAUAUCUAAAGUGAAAAAUAAAUGUGCUGAAGAGUUUAA
Molecule: messenger RNA, 1355 nt
Organism: Olea europaea var. sylvestris
Lineage: Eukaryota; Viridiplantae; Streptophyta; Magnoliopsida; Lamiales; Oleaceae
Product: protein ECERIFERUM 1-like
Exons: 7
Source: RefSeq, a predicted model, not a curated record